Vombatus ursinus (common wombat) is the source of this 4122-nucleotide messenger RNA. It is a transcript of the gene EXD3, whose product is annotated as exonuclease 3'-5' domain containing 3. Gene Ontology annotation, molecular function: nucleic acid binding; 3'-5' exonuclease activity. The record is from RefSeq and is a predicted model, not a curated record. The coding region runs from base 160 to 2826 and encodes 888 amino acids. Lineage: Eukaryota; Metazoa; Chordata; Mammalia; Diprotodontia; Vombatidae. Gene Ontology annotation, biological process: nucleobase-containing compound metabolic process. The transcript is spliced from 22 exons.
AGGGGAGAGGGCGCCGCCCCGCGGGCUCUGAACGCCGGCUCCACGACAGAAAUUUCCUUUUCCCUCUCAUGGAUUCACUAUAAGGACCUUGGUUGUAGAGGAGGAGGUCUUUUAUUUGAAGUGCAGACUACCAUUUUGUAUUGGUGUACGCCAUAACCCAUGGACCAGGAAAGCAGCACCAGAGAGAGUGCCACUGGCCAGGACCCACUCCUGUUACUGAAAACCCUUCAAACUCUGUGGACAAAGAGAGAGCUGCAGAAGCUCCGGGAAGUAGCCAGGCAAGGAUUCGCUACCCUGGAAGACCCAUUCUCAGGCCUUCUAGACAUGCUGGAGAGUUAUAAAGGCUGGAAGGGGAAAGGACACUCAUUGGAAUAUUACAUCACCAACGAAUUAGCUCGCUGGCUGAAGGAGCACCCUAGGGAUCCACAGUCUGGCUUGAAGCUGAAGAAGUUGCAGGCUCGAGCAUUUGGGGUUCUUAGUGAGAGCCAGAGUAAUCUCCUUGAGCCCCUGAUCAGCAUUUAUCAGCUGCAGAAAGCUGACCGGAACACUUUGCUCGGAAAUGUCAAUCAUCUUUACCAUAAGGGAAAGUACAAAGAAGCAGUUAUACUAAGCACAAAGCUAAAGUUACAACCAGAUUUGGAUGUGGAAAAGAUGUGCACACCCUUGCUUCUUCAGGAUAAAGCAAACCUUGUUGAGGACUACGUGGCCGACUAUCCACACCUCCAGAGCCAGCUCUUACAGAUCAUGGACACAUGGUGUCACCCUACCUUUAAUACUAGAGAUAUUGCCAGACAGUAUCAAAAUGUGCCUCCCUCAAGAGCGGACAAACUGAACCAGAAAAUGCUGAGCAAACUUGUCUUCAGGCUGCUGGGCCAGUACAACCUAGACCCAGCUCUGUGCCCAAAUGUCAUGAACCAACGACACCUUGGAACUCUCAGGUACCUCUUCUACAAGAGGUUUGUCGAGAAAAGCAUGACCCAGGAGAAUUGGGAAGAUCACAUUCAGAACAUGGUAGGGGAGAAUGUGUGGCUGCAGGAACAAUUGAUCCAGCUGCUGAUCAGUUACUGUGAUGCUGCCACAGCUGCCCAGUGGGCCCUGUCCUACCACCUUCCCAGUGAAUCUCUGCCUGCCAAAGUAGCUGAGAAGAUGCAUGAACUCCAGCACCAGGAGAGGGUGGAAGUGACUAAGGAAAGAACCUAUGAUUCCAAAAUGGACAAAAAGAAUGAUCAUUAUUAUCAGUUGCCCAUAGCCAGGGAAAAUAUUCACUUCCUGCAGACCUGGGAGGAAGUGGACAAGUGCAGGGAGGUGGUACUUCAGCCUGGCCAGGUAGUCGGUAUUGACAUGGAAUGGAGACCUCCCUUUGGAUUAGUGGGAAGGCCACGAGUGUCAGUGCUGCAAAUUGCCACUAAAGAACACGUGUACCUGUUGGACCUGUUGCAGUUCUCAAAACUGGAUCAAGAAGAGAAGGAGAAGGAGCUUUGUCAUUUCAUAUGGAAGCUCUUUUCAGAUCCAUCCAUUAUAAAACUAGGCUAUGGAAUGUCUGGAGAUCUGUGCAGCUUAUCAACUACAUACCCAGCCCUCAGAGAGAUGGAAAAGCAGGUACAAGGAAUCCUGGACCUGCUGCAGGUAGACAAACAGUUACAGAAAAAUUCUGGGUUGUGGAAGAAGCAUCACACACUGGUGGAGAGCCUGUGUCCAGAGCCGAGCUCUGUAACUAAAAGUCCCAGGCAGGCAGAAAAAGGACUCAGCCUCCUGGUGCAGAAUCUCCUGGGGAAACCGCUGGACAAAACAGAGCAGCUUUCAAACUGGGAGAAACGGCCCCUCCGGGAGGAGCAGAUCCUCUAUGCAGCUUCAGAUGCAUACUGCUUAUUGGAAGUCUAUGAGGUGCUUUGUAAAGACCCAGCCCACUUUGGCUUGACUGCCAACCUGAAGGAGAGUCUUGGAGGCAAACAGAGUACAAAGCCAAGGGCAAAGAAGACGCUCGGCAAACAAGGGACACCAUCCCCUUCUAAACAGGUAUUGACAUCAGCUGGAGACACACUUUCUGCCAGUGCUUUUCCUGAGAUUUCUGCCAAAGACUUCAGCGUGGUGUGUGACACUAUGCUACAGGGCCUGGCUCGCUACCUUCGUUGCCUGGGAGUGGAUGUACGUGUCCUUGAGAACACUGAUGACCACCGGCAAGCAGCUGAGAUUGCCAGAAAGGAGGGGAGAAUCAUAUUGACCUCUGGAUUGCCAUAUCAGAAGUUGCAGGCACAGGUCGGGGAAGGAAGGUGCUUCUCUGUAAACUGUUCUGACAAGGCCAAGCAGCAAGCACUCAGUGUCCUGAAGCACUUCAAUGUCCGUGUCACGCUCAGUGACAUCUUCAGCCGCUGCCAGGUGUGUAACUGCGAUAAAUACCUGAAGAUCUCCAAAGAGAAGAUGAAACACUUGAUGAAGAUCAGCGGUUACCUGUCAGGGGAAGACGACGCAGGCUGCCCAAAGAACCCUGAAGAGGAUUGGGAGCUGUGCCCCAAGGCAGAGACUCCAGCCUUAUCAGAAACCAUCACCGAACAGCUCCCAAGCUGUGCCUAUAACCCAAACUGCCACUGGCUGGCAGACUCAGACCUGAAUGCAGGGUCUCUCACCCUGAAAAAUGGAACCACCCUGCAGAUCAGAACCGUCCCCCUUGGGGUGCUGGAGAAAACAGACCUGUCCCAUUUCUACUGCUGCACCCAGUGUGGCAAAGUGUUCUGGGAAGGCUCCCACUUUGGGCGGGUGGUCUCUCAGUUCCAGGAGAUCUUAGACGGCUCAGAGCCACAGAUACAGAGUUUCUACGAACUGAGCUGAGCUGGGCUGGGCUGGAAGGCCCAACUGUGGCUUCCUUCCCUGGUGGAAGCCAGCCACCAACCACAGAUGCAGCCUUUUAACCCUCCCUAUGAAGGAGACAGAUGAGCCCCAGGAACUGCCUCCUGUCCUGUCCUACCUUGUCCUGUCCUAUCCUGUCCUGGUUAUCCUCUGCUCCUGGGUACAAGGUGGAAAGUUUGAUUUGCUGUUCAAUUUGAAAUGUUUGGUGUGAGAAUAUUACUGGGGGGCGGGGGGAGGGGGGAGACACAUACUGGGUAAAACUCACUCCCUGAAGUGGGGUCUAUUUCUAUGAAACACUUAUUCUAUUAAAAAAAAAAAGGAUGCUAACAAGGACCCUUGCAAUGUUUUCCCAAAAGGGAUUUUUAAUCAGUCUAUGGUGCUUUGGGUCAUCUCUCCAGAAGCGUCUCCUCUGAGUGGAGAGGGACACGUGAAUAGUGUGGUCUGGGGUUAAAACUCCAUCACCCUUUUCCCCAGCACAGAAUCCUAAACCCUGCCUGCCUCUUCCUUAGUCUCCAGUCUUCACCUUGGGUUUACUCAUCUGAGGACAGAUUUCUGAUGCUAGAAAAGCUUUAAGAGUCUUUCUUUGAGCAUGGUCAAGGUAUAUUCAAAGGGAGCAGAGGAAGGGAAAAGGCUGGUUUGGAAGCAGUGGAAAGUACAGGAGGAACCAAUGAGAGCAGGAAAAGAGAAAGAUGAAGAAACAGUCGGAUGGGGAAAGGUUAAAAAGGGACCUGUGAUCUCUUAAGAAUCUCUCCCACUGUACAAUGAGUAAGGCUAGCUGACACUAGUGUAGUGGAUAGCACUGGAGACAGGAAGACCUGAGUUCAUAUCCUCCCUCAGAUACAAGUCACGUCACCACACUAUUACCUCAGUUUCCUCAUCUGUAAAAUAAAAGGUGGACUCAGUGGCCUCUAAAAUCCUGUCUAGCUCUUAAAUCUAUACUAUGAGUAUGGUUGUAAUAAUCACAUUUAUAUAGUAUUUUGUUUUCAUGCAACAUAUUUGUAUAAGUAUUAUUGACAGGUAGGACAAAUAUUAUCAUCGUCAUAUUACAAAUGAAACCGAGGCUAAGGAGAAUGUCUUGCCCAAGGUCACACAGCUAGUAAGUUGCCAAAGCCUCAACUCAAACCCAGAUCUCCUUCCGCUGACUACCUCCAAGAUCAACUGUGGUCCAAAUGAUUGAAAUGAACCACAAAGUAAGAGCAGUCCCCCAAUCUUGAGGAUAUGUUGGGGAAGGGGAGAUAUUUGAAGGGCCCCAGUUCAGGUCAACAAACAUUUAUUAGA